AAGGUGUGCGCAUGAUCCAAUACAGCGGACGAAUACUGGUUGCUUGACAACGCAUUCGCCAAUGACGGUGGUGUUUGUUUUGAAGCCAGAAAGACGUCCACUUAAAAAAAAAAUCUAAUUUUGUAAAUGUGGGGUCAACUGUACCACAGUGCGUCAAUGUGAGCAGAAUUAUCCAAGUGGCUUGGCAUUCACUGUCAAGAACUAGACCGAGAAAAUCAUUGUACACUAGCAUUCUCGGCUUCGCAUAGAGUUGGCUUUGCAGGCACUAAGGCAGUCUAAUCAAGUCAAGAUUCUGUUCCAGUGAGUGCAGCCUCCGGUCGGUCAGGUCUGUCAUCUCGCGGAUGACCUCCCAAGUGUCUUGACGCUUUGACAUGGGAGACUGGUGGACGACAGCAACCAUAGAGCCAUCAAUAGAAAACCAUGAGAUCAACAGCAUAUCAAGAAUGACGAUGUCCCCCUCGAGACAUAACCUUCCUACGAUGCACUCCUCCACCAAGACACUGUCCAAGAGCUCCUACAAUGUGUUAAGUGCCUUCUGCACUGAGGAGAAUGUUCCCCAGUGUACCUCAUACAUCAAUCAGGAGAUGGACUCUCUGGGUUUUUCCUCUGCCUGUAUUGAGGCCAGCUCACCAGAGGGAAGCUGGGGGCUGAACACGGUGCCAGCCCUGAACAUGAUGUAUGAGCUGCUCCAGAUACACCGCCGCAGCCAGCGCAGCCUGCAGGAGCAGGAGACCGAGCAGCUGAAGAGCUCCAGUGCCCUGGAACACCUGCAGAUCACCAACUCCAGACUCAAGGAUCAGCUGGAGCUCUACAAAAGAGAGAAGUCAGGACUGCUUGAGACAGAGAGACAGCUGCAACUCAAAAACAAGACUCUGCAGAACUGCCUGAAAACAGAAAAAGAUGAGGUGCAGAAGCUCCAGAGCAUCAUCGCCAGCAGAGCCUCUCAGUACAGCCAUGAUGCCAAGAGGAAGGAGAGGGAGAGCAUCAAGCUCAAAGAACGCCUCAACCAGCUACUGGUGGACAAGAGGGAUAAGAAACUAGCGAUUGAUGUAUUGAACUACUUGGGACGGGCUGAUGGGAAGAGAAGCCAAUGGAAGACUGGAAAGGUGGAGGCCAGACAUGAGGGGGAGAUGUACAAGUCCCUGCUGAGUGACUAUGAGGGUCGUCAGAGGGCUCUGAUGCUGGAGAACGUUGAGCUAAAGAAGGUGCUGCAGCAGAUGAAGCGGGAGAUGGUGUCCAUUCUUAGUCCUAGGAAAUCCUGCUCCAGCUCCAGAGGAGACCAUGCGGAAGACGGCCUGGAACGGGCCAGCUCGGACAGAGAGGAGGUUGGUGACUGUAGUAAGGAGACCCUGGAUCAGUCAUGUGAUCAUGCUAGGGACCAGUCCUGUGAGCAUGCCCGGGAGCAGCUGACCAAUAGCAUCCGACAGCAGUGGAGGAGACUAAAGAGCCACAUGGAGAGACUGGACAGCCAGGCCUCCCUGGUGCAGCAGAGCCAGCAGUCUGCUGGUAAAGAGCUGGUCCCCAGACAGAUCCACGAGGAGGAGAUGGAGAGGAUGAGACUGGAGGUCCAGCAGUGUAAAGACUUCAUCCAGACCCAGCAGCAACUCCUACAGCAGCAGCUCAACUCUCCCUGCUAUGAUGAUGAGACUGCUGCUCUGCUGAAUGACUGCUACACUCUGGAGGAGAAGGAGCGUCUCAAAGAGGGGUGGAGGCUCUUUGACGAGCAGAGGAGGAACUUUGAGAGGGAGAGACAUAACUUUACUGACGCUGCCAUUCGCCUCGGUCAUGAGAAAAAGGCUUUUGAGGAAGACCGCGCCUUGUGGCUCAAGAAUCAAUUCUUGAACAUGACUUCGUUCGUGGACCGCAAAAGACAUUCCACGUCAGAAACUCCUCGUGCCUUGUCAGUCAGUAGUGAACCAGAGAUGAGGAUCCCCUCCAGCCCUGCCAUUCUGACCAAAUCUCGGACGCACACUGCGUUCUCAACUCCUAAAGCUGCCUCUGAUGCUGGCAUGCCCUCCACAGCUGAUCUCUACCGUACAUUAUGCCUCAUACCAGACAGGAGCUCCUCUUCUGUAGGCAGUUCAAAACAAGGGAGCUGGCAGGAGUCCAACACCAUCCACAGUAGAGAAGACACUCCGGUCAGGUCAAAGCACAGACACGGAGGUGGAGACUGCUGUAGUAUCUUCUCUUUAGGGUCAGAGGAAAACAGCCUCAACUGAAGACACACUAGUACCAUUGUGUUACUGUGGACUCAACAGACAACUCGGAUGACAAUCCAUGGCAGUGUUCAUUAGGCACCAAACAGAAGAAAAUGGACUGAAACAGGGAAAGAAUACCUGGAUUUGUCCAAUAAGAUGCACUCUUUUUUUUCUUUUUUUUUUUCUGUUGCAAAACAUUUUCUGUUGCGUGCCCUAAUGAACAUGAACCAUGUUUCCACGCCACAACUGCCUCAGGAUGCCACGGAGACCUAUUUUUGUGCAACUCAUGUUGCUUGAUCAGACUAAUAGUGAACAGUAGCACAUUGUCGUUCACCAAACUUGAUUCAUUCAGAGAGCACUUUAUUGGACAUGCCAAUGUUUUUUUUCUUUCUCUUCUAUAUACAUUUUUAUUAAGCAAAGCAUAUCCAAGUCUCUAAGCUUUCGCCAAGUGGCAGCCAAACCUUAAUUUGGGUAAAUUGGCAUUCUCUAUCACUACAAAUGUUUUCCAAUUUGGGAAAAGCUAUCAAUAGGCUACUGACUAGCCAUGAGAAUGUUUACACAUUGUUUUCACUCCAGAUAUAUCAUGAAUAGUUUAAUGAGAACUUUAUUCUAAAUGUUUAAAAUGAAGUGCUAUCAUGUAUGCUGCUCUGAAAUUGCAAUAAACGUAUUUUUUUUUUUAAAUCUAUCAAUUCAACUUUUUGUGCUUGGCGCCCCAUAGCGGUUUGUACCAGGAAGUGUGGUCGCUUACUCUGCAACGCUGCGACUGCGCAAGUCACAAUCGGAUGUGUGAUCAUCCGUGCUUUGUCUACACGUCCGUCGAGCUAACAGCCCACAGCUUCAUUUCUAGAAAAUAGUAAAGAUGUCUGGCUCAUCAAACCUCGUUGCGAUGAAGAAAAUUGUCCAGCAGCUGCGUUUUGAAGCGAGCAUAAACAGAGUGAAGGUGUCCCAAGCAGCUGCAGACCUUCAGCAGUUCUGCAUGCAAAAUGCCCUCCAGGAUCCCUUGCUCACUGGGGUCUCCUCCAGUACAAACCCCUUCAGACCACAGAAGGUGUGCUCCUUCUUGUGAGGGCGACUCAUAAGACAGACCACAGCAUUCUUUGGCCUUCGUUUUGAUGCUACAGGGAAAAAGUUGACCUCAACACUGCUCCUCAUUGCCAACGGCAAUCCACUGCCACAAAAUCUUAUGAAGUGUAGAACAUGUCAGGAAGACUUGCCAUCUAUUUUCAGCCAACCACCUUAGAGGAUACGAUGAGACGGGUUUAUUUUUCAUGGCACAGUGUGGUUUUCAAGUAAAUGAUUGUGCCUUUUCUAUUCUAUUUUAUUCAUUGUUCUUGACUUUUUGUAUUUAGAAAUUAACAUUCUUCUUUCUCUA
Messenger RNA from Salmo salar (Atlantic salmon), 3570 nucleotides. It is a transcript of the gene ssx2ipa, whose product is annotated as synovial sarcoma, X breakpoint 2 interacting protein a. Gene Ontology annotation, cellular component: heterotrimeric G-protein complex; centriolar satellite; ciliary basal body. Gene Ontology annotation, molecular function: G-protein beta-subunit binding. Gene Ontology annotation, biological process: intraciliary transport involved in cilium assembly; G protein-coupled receptor signaling pathway. NCBI's taxonomy places the organism in Eukaryota, Metazoa, Chordata, Actinopteri, Salmoniformes, Salmonidae. The record is from RefSeq and is a predicted model, not a curated record.